CACGAGACAUGAGGGUAGACGAACAAUUACGAUAGCCCAGGACAGACGCAAAUAUGAGCACAACGUACAACCUCGAGCCGAAUCCGACGGCCAAAGUGGUCCUCCACACCACCACAGGCGACCUUGAGCUCGAGCUCUUCGCAAAGCAAACACCCGUCACAUCGCGCAACUUCCUGCAGCUAUGUCUCGACGGAUACUACGACAACACCGUCUUCCACCGCCUAGUCAAGGGCUUUAUUCUACAGGGAGGAGACCCGACAGGUUCGGGGCAAGGCGGCGAGAGCAGCUAUAAUGGCGAGCCCUUCGCCGACGAGUUCCACACUAGGCUGAAGUACACGAGGAGAGGCCUGCUCGGCAUGGCGAACACGGGGAAGGACGACAAUGGCAGCCAGUUCUUCUUCACUCUGGCCGCUACUCCGGAGCUACAGGAGAGAAACACCAUGUUUGGAAGGAUCGCCGGCGACACUAUCUACAACUUGAUGAAAAUGGCAGAGGCAGAGCUUCGCGAGGGUAGCGAGGACCAGCCCAUGUAUCCAACGAGGAUUACUGGCGCCGACAUCAUCAUCAACCCAUUCGAGGAUAUGGUCAAGAGAGCAAGGGUGGCCGAGCGGACAGAACCAGAGGCCAGGAAGCCCAAGAAGCCCAAGCGGAAGGCUGGCAAGAACGUACUCAGCUUUGGAGACGAGGAAGAGGCCGAGUCGGCGCCUGUUGCAAAGAAAGCAAAAUACAAUACUAAACUUGUUAGCGCGGAUCAAGAGCCGCCAAAACCCAAAGCACCGGAGCAGGCCAAGGCUAUUCCAAUCCGCAAACAAUCCAGAAAAUCUCCGUCAAGGUCUCCAUCACCCAAACCGGCACAGAAUUCAGCACCAAAAUCACCGCCGCAGGAGAAAGCACGCCCCCCACCUCCGCGGGAGUUAUCUCCAGAGUCUGAGAAGCGAUUGAAGCUGGACCGUGUGAACGCACAAAUUGCAGAACUCAAGGCAUCCAUGAAGCGGAACACAGCAGCUCAGGAUACAGAACCAACCAAAAAGAAGUCUUUGCUAGAGUCUAUGGUACCGACGUCCACAACGCGGGGGCGGAAACGAGGUGCGGGUGGCAACACCGCCCAAGAACAGGCAACGCUAGAUAUUUUGUCCAAAUUCAAGUCGAAACUGGAUUCAGCAGAACCACCCACAGCACAAAAGGCCAAAUCACCAGCCCCGCCGGCAGAUAUCUCGAAUAGCAAUGGUAAUAGCGACACGAAUCCCAGCAAACCAAGUGAGGAGGAGGAGGCUUGCGAUCUUCACUUCAUAGUAGGCUGUCAGUCAUGUAAGGCCUGGGAUAGGCAGGAUGAAGAGGAGUCAGACGACGAUGCUGGUUGGAUGGCGCAUUCACUAAGCUUCGCAAAAGAUAGAUUAGGCAAAGACUUGGAGUGGAAACGGAAAAACGAAGAGGAUUUGCUCGUCAUCGACCCCCGGGAGGAGGCAAAGCGCCACAAAGCUGAAGUGAAAGGGAAGAGGGAGUGGGACGAUGCUAAAGGAAAGAAGAACCCUACCAAGGCAUAGGCAAAGCGCACUUAACAUUUAAUUGUAGGCAUAUGAUGCCCUAGCUUCUGGAUCCGUUUGGACACCUCAGGACGAGGCUGGGCUAGAUAUGCCGAGUUUUCGUGGAACCAAAUUAUUCCGACUUCCUAUCACUAAUCCUAUGCUGGCCUGGAUCCGUCGAUGCAAUGAUAAGCGUGACAAUUGCAUAAGAGACGAGUCUUCUUUACCUUGGCAUAUAAGAAGUACUUGCACAGCCAAUUUCAAGGCACUUAAGAGCGAUUAUGCCUGUGCUAGUUCUAACAUAUGUGCAAGAAAUAGUAGGUAUGUAAGCAGUAUAAAAGUAAAGAAUAGCUUAGGCC
Messenger RNA from Cucurbitaria berberidis CBS 394.84, 1882 nucleotides. RefSeq names its product peptidyl-prolyl cis-trans isomeras-like protein. NCBI's taxonomy places the organism in Eukaryota, Fungi, Ascomycota, Dothideomycetes, Pleosporales, Cucurbitariaceae. Gene Ontology annotation, molecular function: peptidyl-prolyl cis-trans isomerase activity. The coding region runs from base 54 to 1544 and encodes 496 amino acids. Gene Ontology annotation, biological process: protein peptidyl-prolyl isomerization; protein folding. The transcript has a single exon. Gene Ontology annotation, cellular component: catalytic step 2 spliceosome. The record is from RefSeq and is a predicted model, not a curated record.